Molecule: messenger RNA, 4674 nt
Organism: Microcebus murinus (gray mouse lemur)
Lineage: Eukaryota; Metazoa; Chordata; Mammalia; Primates; Cheirogaleidae
Product: cadherin-23
Biological process (GO): homophilic cell-cell adhesion
Cellular component (GO): plasma membrane
Molecular function (GO): calcium ion binding
Source: RefSeq, a predicted model, not a curated record
UGUCCUGGUAUGAUCUUUCUGGAAGAGGCCACUGUGCUCACUCCCCAUUCCCUCCCCCACAGGAUUCUCAGUCCUUCAAGUCACAGCCACGGACGAAGACAGUGGCCUCAAUGGGGAGCUGGUCUAUCGGAUAGAAGCCGGGGCUCAGGACCGCUUUCUCAUCCACCCUGUCACCGGGGUCAUCCGAGUCGGAAAUGCCACCAUCGACAGGGAGGAGCAGGACUCCUACAGGCUGACAGUGGUGGCCGCUGACCGGGGCACCGUCCCUCUCUCUGGCACGGCCAUCAUCACAGUCCUGAUUGAUGAUGUCAAUGACUCCCGCCCUGAGUUCCUCAACCCCAUCCAGACAGUGAGCGUGCUGGAGUCGGCCAAGCCAGGCACUGUCAUUGCCAAUGUCACCGCCAUUGACCGAGACCUCAACCCAAAGCUGGAGUACCACAUCAUCGGCAUCGUGGCCAAGGAUGACACUGACCGCCUGGUACCCGACCAGGAGGACGCCUUUGCUGUGAACAUCAACACAGGGUCUGUAAUGGUGAAGUCCCCCCUGAACCGGGAGCUUGUUGCCACCUAUGAGGUCACUCUCUCGGUGAUUGACAACGCCAGCGACCUACCGGAGCGCUCUGUCAGCGUGCCAAACGCCAAGCUGACAGUCAACAUCCUGGACGUCAACGACAACACGCCCCAGUUCAAGCCCUUUGGGAUCACCUACUACACGGAGCGGAUCCUGGAGGGGGCCAACCCGGGGACCACGCUCAUUGCUGUGGCAGCCGUGGACCCCGACAAGGGCCUCAACGGGCUGAUCACCUACACCUUGCUCGACCUCGAGCCCCCGGGCUACGUCCAGCUGGAAGACUCCUCAGCGGGGAAGGUCAUUGCCAACCGGACCGUGGACUAUGAGGAGGUGCACUGGCUCAACUUCACCGUGAGGGCCUCGGACAAUGGGUCCCCGCCCCGCGCUGCUGAGAUCCCUGUCUACCUGGAGGUCGUGGACAUCAAUGACAACAACCCCAUCUUCGACCAGCCUUCCUACCAGGAGGCCGUCUUCGAGGACGUGCCUGUGGGCACAGUCAUCCUGACAGUCACUGCUACAGACGCCGACUCUGGCAACUACGCCCUCAUUGAGUACAGCCUUGGGGACGGAGAGGGCAAGUUUGCCAUCAACCCCGACACGGGUGACAUCUAUGUGCUAUCCUCUCUGGACCGGGAGAAGAAGGACCUCUAUAUCCUGACUGCUUUGGCCAAAGACAAUCCUGGGGAUGUAGCCAGCAACCGUCGAGAAAAUUCGGUGCAGGUGGUGAUCCAAGUGCUGGAUGUCAACGACUGCCGGCCGCAGUUCUCCAAGCCCCAGUUCAGCACGAGCGUGUACGAGAACGAACCGGCAGGCACCUCUGUCAUCACCAUGAUGGCCACUGACCAGGACGAAGGCCCCAACGGGGAGCUGACCUACUCGCUGGAGGGCCCUGGCGUGGACGCCUUCCACGUGGACAUGGACUCAGGCCUGGUGACCACACAGCGGCCACUGCAGUCCUACGAGAGGUUCAACCUGACCGUGGUGGCCACGGAUGGCGGGCAGCCCCCACUCUGGGGCACCACCAUGCUCCUGGUGGAGGUCAUCGACGUCAAUGACAACCGCCCUGUCUUCGUGCGCCCGCCCAACGGCACCAUCCUCCACAUCAGAGAGGAGAUCCCACUGGGCUCCAACGUGUACGAGGUCUACGCCACGGACAAGGACGAGGGCCUCAACGGGGCGGUGCGCUACAGCUUCCUGAAGACGGCGGGCAACCGGGACUGGGAGUACUUCACCAUCGACCCGGUCAGCGGCCUCAUCCAGACGGCGCAGCGCCUGGACCGGGAGAAGCAGGCGCUGUACAGCAUCAUCUUGGUGGCCAGCGACCUGGGCCAGCCGGUGCCAUAUGAGACCAUGCAGCCGCUGCAGGUGGCCCUGGAGGACAUUGACGACAACGAGCCACUCUUCGUGAGGCCUCCAAAAGGCAGCCCCCAGUACCAGCUGCUGACGGUGCCUGAGCACUCACCACGCGGCACCCUCGUGGGCAACGUGACGGGUGCCGUGGACGCAGAUGAGGGCCCCAACGCCAUCGUGUACUACUUCAUCGCAGCCGGCAACGAAGAGAAGAACUUCCAUCUGCAGCCCGACGGGCGCCUGCUGGUGCUGCGGGACCUGGACCGGGAGCGGGAGGCCGUCUUCUCCUUCAUCGUCAAGGCCUCCAGCAACCGCAGCUGGACGCCUCCCCGUGGACCCUCCCCAGCCCUCGACCUGCUGGCUGACCUCACCCUGCAGGAGGUGCGCGUCGUGCUGGAGGACAUCAACGACCAGCCGCCCCGCUUCACCAAGGCUGAGUACACUGCAGGGGUGGCCACUGAUGCCAAAGUGGGCUCGGAGUUGAUCCAGGUGCUGGCCCUGGACGCAGACAUCGGCAACAACAGCCUCGUCUUCUACAGCAUUCUGGCCAUCCACUACUUCCGGGCCCUUGCCAACGACUCUGAAGAUGUGGGCCAGGUCUUCACCAUGGGGAGCGUGGACGGCAUCCUGCGCACCUUCGACCUCUUUAUGGCCUACAGCCCUGGCUACUUUGUGGUGGACAUAGUGGCCCGAGACCUGGCAGGCCACAACGACACAGCCAUCAUCGGCAUCUACAUCCUGAGGGACGACCAGCGAGUCAAGAUCGUCAUUAACGAGAUCCCGGACCGCGUGCGUGGCUUCGAGGAAGAGUUCAUCCGCCUGCUCUCCAACAUCACCGGUGCCAUCGUCAACACUGACGACGUGCAGUUCCACGUGGACAAGAAGGGACGGGUGAACUUCGCGCAGACGGAACUGCUCAUCCACGUGGUGAACCGUGAUACCAACCGCAUCCUGGACGUGGACCGGGUGAUCCAGAUGAUCGACGAGAACAAGGAACAGCUGCGGAAUCUUUUCCGGAACUACAACGUGCUGGACGUGCAGCCCGCCAUCUCUGCCCAGCUGCCCGACGACAUGUCUGCCCUACAGAUGGCGAUCAUUGUCCUGGCCAUCCUCCUCUUCCUGGCCGCCAUGCUCUUUGUCCUCAUGAACUGGUACUACAGGACUGUACACAAGAGGAAGCUCAAAGCCAUCGUGGCUGGCUCAGCAGGGAACCGCGGCUUCAUCGACAUCAUGGACAUGCCUAACACCAACAAGUACUCCUUUGAUGGAGCCAACCCCGUGUGGCUGGAUCCCUUCUGUCGGAAUCUGGAGCUGGCCGCCCAGGCCGAGCACGAGGACGACCUGCCAGAGAACCUGAGCGAGAUCGCCGACCUGUGGAACAGCCCCACGCGCACCCACGGAACUUUCGGACGUGAACCAGCAGCGGUCAAGCCUGACGAUGAUCGAUACCUGCGGGCAGCCAUCCAGGAGUAUGACAACAUUGCCAAGCUGGGCCAGAUCAUUCGGGAGGGGCCCAUCAAGGGCUCGCUGCUGAAGGUGGUCCUGGAGGAUUACCUGCGGCUCAAAAAGCUCUUUGCACAGCGGAUGGUGCAAAAAGCCUCCUCCUGCCACUCCUCCAUCUCCGAGCUGAUCCAGACUGAGCUGGACGAGGAGCCGGGGGACCGAAGCCCGGGCCAGGGCAGCCUGCGCUUCUGCCACAAGCCGCCUGUGGAGCUCAAGGGGCCCGAUGGGAUCCACGUGGUGCAUGGCAGCACAGGCACGCUGCUGGCCACCGACCUCAACAGCCUGCCUGAGGACGACCAGAAGGGCCUGGGCCGCUCGCUGGAGACACUGACUGCCGCAGAGGCCACCGCCUUCGAGCGCAACGCCCGCACGGAGUCCGCCAAAUCCACACCCCUGCACAAGCUUCGAGAUGUGAUCAUGGAGAGCCCCCUGGAGAUCACGGAGCUGUGACUGGACAGGGAAGCCUCCCUGGUGUGAGCAGUGCCCGCCCCGCCACCCCUUCCCAGGGCAAGCGCAGGGGCAGGGCCGGGGCCCCCUCCCCAGGCCAGUACUGUGGGGACAACCUUGGGUUGGCCCUGGCAGCCCACAUGAGCUCCUUGGACAGAUUCCACUUUUGCCAGACACUCAUUCAGCACCUGAUCUCUACCUUCAUAAAAUCUGUUAUUUUUUUAAGAAAACCAAACAAAAAUGCUAGGCGUCUAAGGACAAGGUAAGGAGGGUUACUGGGCGCCCAGGAGUCUGAGAACCAACUCGGCUCAGGCUGAGCUGGAAGGGGCUGAGCAGGCCCCCUUUCCCCUUUCCACUCCAUCCCAGCAAGUACCACCCACCCCACGCAGACCCUGUGCCCCCCAGAGCAGGAGACAGACACCCGGGGGAGGGAGGUGGGUAUCCCCUGCUGGUCCCACACCUUAACUUCAGCUCAAGUCCCAUUGCAUUUCUGCCCCAUCCCCGCUGGACGUCCAGGUGGAGCAGUGAGUGAUCUUUGCCACCCCCGUGGACAAGGUCAAUGUCAAUGAACAAGCAUUCUCUCCAUUUCACUGGCUUCCCAAACGUGCCCAGCUUAUAAAGAGAAAUGACUGCUGCUCCCUUGGGUUUUGAAUGUAGUGUUUGUGUGUACUCUUUUAAAUUAUUCCCUCAAUAUUUCUCCCUUGGACUUGUUUAACUGGUACUCACUGAAAGUUUCUGGAAUGGUCUGUUUAAAAAGAGAAGCAACUCACGAGGAACCGGCAAUACACUCUGGCUCUGGUAAA